CGGUCUAAGAUCGUUAUGCAUAAUUAUGUGCAUAGAUUUUUAGAAUCUACUAUUGGAAAUAUAUUUGGCAAAGAUAUAACUUGCAGAGAACCAGUGCAUCGAUGCGAUGAUUAUCAACCAGGUGUGUUAGUAGAAUUUGGAAGAACUGGUAUAAAAUUGUUCAAGAAAUUCUUGAUGCCGUGUGGGCUAUGUGCUGCAACACCAAUAAUGAAACCCCCAACUCCUGAAGAACAUGCUAAGCCUUGUAAUAAUGAAACACAAGGAAAGAAAUUAAUAAAACCAUCAGAAUUACCCAUUUAUUCUAUUGAUGAUAAUGGGUAUUCUAAGCAGUUGCCAUGUGUGGAACAUCCUUCUAUUGUGGAAAAAAAAAUUAGAGAAAUACGUCAAAGUGUGGCAGCAGUAAAACUAGUAUUGGACGGAGUUUUCCUUGAUGUUUCAAAUACUUUCAAAUAUCUUGAUAAUAUUAAAUUUGCAGUUGAUUAUCUCCAAGAUGAAGCUAAUCUUAUGCCACGAAUAGGAGCUGUUGGUAUUGGUGGUUUAUCAGGAUUAGUAGUAAGUCUAAGAAGAGGCAUACCAACCAAAUUAAUUGCUACGACUGCAGGUGCUAGUAUUGUUGGAUGUGUUUGUUUCCCUAAGGAAGCACAACAAGUAGCUAAUACAUUAGGACAUUAUAGAAAUAUUACUUUCAAUUUCAUUUUUGGUGUGAAACCAGGAGAUAACAUAAAGGACACUUCAUUUUCUGAAUUACUGAAAGCUUUACCUGAACUUUUUGAAAAGAAAAAUUUAUCUAGUCUUUUUGAAAAGAAAACGGGCGAUACAACUGAAAAAGAGGAGAUAAAUACGAAGGAAUCGAAGAAGAAAGAAUAACGAAUCAAUAAAACAAUAUUAAUUAAUAAUUAUUUCCUAAUUCAAUG
Messenger RNA from Frieseomelitta varia, 914 nucleotides. It is a transcript of the gene Mic26-27, whose product is annotated as MICOS complex subunit MIC27. The record is from RefSeq and is a predicted model, not a curated record. NCBI's taxonomy places the organism in Eukaryota, Metazoa, Arthropoda, Insecta, Hymenoptera, Apidae. Gene Ontology annotation, cellular component: MICOS complex. The coding region runs from base 16 to 867 and encodes 283 amino acids. Gene Ontology annotation, biological process: cristae formation. The transcript is spliced from 6 exons.